Fusarium keratoplasticum is the source of this 3597-nucleotide messenger RNA. Its product is annotated as SCD domain-containing protein. The record is from RefSeq and is a predicted model, not a curated record. Bases 1 to 3597 code for a protein of 1198 amino acids. Gene Ontology annotation, molecular function: chromatin binding. The transcript has 3 exons. Gene Ontology annotation, cellular component: nucleus; chromatin; cohesin complex. Gene Ontology annotation, biological process: sister chromatid cohesion. NCBI's taxonomy places the organism in Eukaryota, Fungi, Ascomycota, Sordariomycetes, Hypocreales, Nectriaceae.
AUGUCAGCCUCGCGACUGCCCCUACGAGAGACCAUGGACAAUAACGCGACCCUCACCCCGACCCCCGAUCCCGACGGCACAACGCGUCGUCGCUCGGGACGCGUCGUGAGAGCGCCCGCCAAGUUCACCCCCGAGCCCGCCACUCAAUCCUCCAACGCGAAGCGCAAGCGAGACGAUGCAGAUGAUGACGAUGACGACGAGGAUGCCGAGAAUGAAGCGCCUGAUUCCGAUGAGGAGAUGAGCGACGAGCCCGACAAUGAGAGCGACGAAGACCACCCUGCGCCGCGCUCCAGAAAGAAGUCGUCGCAAACAAGUCGCGCAAAGAAGCCAUCCUCCAAAAAGCCCAAGAUCAAUGGAUCCCAGCCCUCGCGACCUGCGCGAGCUACCCACGCCGCCAAGAGCCUUCCCAGCAGGCCCAAGAAGACGGUUCGCAUUGAGGAGGCGGCCGAGAAGGGAACCGGCCUUUUCGCUGAUCUCUUUGGCACUGGAGGAGAAUCUGUCGAGUCGGUCGUCACAGAAUGGGUGCACAAAUACCGCGAAGACGAAGCUGCAGCCAUGACGGACCUCGUGAAUUGCAUCCUGCAAUGCGCCGGCUGCGAUCAAGAGGUCAACGAGGACGACAUUCGGGACCCCGAGAACAUCCCCAACCGACUGAUUGAUCUUCAGAGUGUUUACCAAGAGCAACAAAUCACAGAUUAUCCUCUAAUCUCCAGAACCAAGUUUACGCGGUCUUUCCGCGACAUCCUAGUGAGCUUUUUCGAGGAGCUCCUCUUGGCCAUCCACGAGGCCAACCUCAUCUAUCAAGAUGAGAGUCUAAUCGAUAAUCUCCACGCCUGGCUGGCCAGCAUGUCUUCAUCGUCUCUCCGACCUUUCCGCCACACCGCUACUACCAUAUCACUAGCCGCUCUGACGGGACUGGUGAGGGUGGCGGACAGAUUGGACGACAGAAUCAGCCACGUUGGGAUUCGCCUGCAGAAGGCCAAGAAAGCCAAGAGCAAGGUGAUGGCAGCGGACCAUCAGAAGGAGCUGGACAAGAACAACAGCAACCGCAAGAUCUGCAGUGAAGCGAUUCAGUCCUUCUUUGACACAGUUUUUGUUCAUCGCUACCGAGACGUUGACCCCAAGAUCCGAACUGAGUGUGUCGAGGCACUCGGAAAUUGGAUCCUGGGCUUGCCAAACGUCUUUCUUGAGCCAAGUUACCUCCGUUACCUUGGCUGGAUGCUGUCAGAUACCAACGCGCCGACUCGACAUGAGGUUCUGAAGCAGCUCACCAAGGUUUUCAAGCGAGACGCGUCUCAGCUUGGCCACUUUAUUGACAGAUUCCGACCUAGGCUCAUAGAGAUGGCCUGCAAGGAUUCUGAGGUCUUUGUUCGCGUGGCGGCAAUUGGCUUGAUUGAUGUUCUUCGUGCCAAGGGCAUGCUAGAGGCCGAAGAGAUUGAUGCCAUUGGAAAGCUCAUCUUUGACAAUGAGUUCAGAAUCCGAAAAGCCGUGGUCGGAUUCUUUGUGGCGUGCGUUGAUGAGGCCCUUGACUCGAAGCUGGAAGACCUUGGUGGCUCAGAGGUGAUGGAUGAGAUACCCGCAGGAAAAUAUGAGGAUGGGAGACCACAGGAUCCCUUUGACGCACCUCGCGCCGACUGGGCUGAUCUCAAGUGCCUCGCCGAGACGCUCGCUAUUUACGACAGUCAGAUCGAGGAACACCAUCAAGCCGCGCAGAGCCUGAGGCUAGACGUCGCUGUGGAUCUUUUGGAGGCAACAAUCCCCGACACCAGAAUCUCGUUGGCAUCGCAGGUUCUCUAUGAGAGAGUCGAAGAGAUCAAGGACUGGAGGAUAUUGGCAGGUUACCUCCUCUACGACCACACGACCAGCUCAAGGUCAAAGUCCAGGGGCAAUGAUGCAGAGAGGGCAUUCAAGAAGGCUGUCGCUCCCGCGGCAACUGAAGAGGCGAUUCUCUUGGAUGUUUUGAGUUCAGCAGUCAAGUCAAGCCUUGCCCAGGCCAGUGAGCAUGACAAGGGGAGAAAGAAGCUGCAGACAACCGAUGGGUUGAGCUCUGAGGACAUUGCGCUUGAGCUUGUCAGUCUCAUCCCCAAGCUCCUCAGCAAGUUUGGCGCCGAACCGGAUACGGCAGCGAUUGUCCUUCGUCUGGCUCAUUUCCUCAACCUAGACGUUUUCCAACAACUACGACAGGAUACCAGCAAAUAUGAGACCCUGCUUGAUGAGGUCAGCACGCAGUUUAACAGACACGACGAUAAGAGAGUCUUGUCCGAGGCAGCCACAGCUUUGCUGCAUUCACGACAGUACGACGAACUCGAGGAGCUGACUGACGGCAAGCUCUCGAACCUCUGGGAAACUGUCGUCACUGCUCUUCACAACUUUGACAAGACUUGCGAAAUCUCAUCACGAGGAAACCUCGCCGAAGCACCUCUCAAGGAACUGUCGACAGUUCUUCUCAAGAUUAGCAAGUUGGCGAGCAUCUCGGAUUGCAUCGACGUUCUGGAAGCUGAAGGUGGCACUGAGGAGUCACCUGUGUCACCAGUCAUUCAGAUUCUGGCCAACAUCGUGCACCGGGGCAAGUACGAGCCCUUGGACGACGAGGACCUCGAUGAUCUCGAGGACGAGGUGGUUUCGUUCGCUAUCAAGAGCUGCCAAUUCUACUUUAUGUGGAAGGCCCGGGCAUUCUCCAAACUGCUUUCGUCGGGCGUGAAUAUCGCAGACGCUGAUCUCGAUCGCCUAUCCGUGCUACGGCAAACCUUCCGUAGACAUCUCAUCGAGACACUCUCAUCUCGGGCUGCCAUCGACCAGCUUCGACUAUUCGCUACUGGAAGUCUUUGCGAUCUUCACCUCACUUUUGCAAGCCUUCGACCAACGAUCGAGCACUUCCGUCCUUCGUCAAGCUCUGAGUCAGAGGCGGCGACGGGUGGCGAAAAGUACAAGUCCCUGAUUCAGGAGAUUGAGUCAGGCCUUGUGCCCGAACUGGUCGCCAUCUUUGAUGGCGCUGAGCGACAAUACGCCAAGAAGUCAAAGAAGGAUAAGACGCUGAACGAGCCAGCUGAGGAUGAAGAUCCCGUGGCCGAUGACGAAGAUGAAGACGAGGAUGAUGAGGAUGAGAGCCUGUCUGAGGAAGAGCGGUUCGCCGCUGAGCUCAAGGCUGAAAAGGCACUCUGUGAGCUCACGGCCAAGUAUGUCCUCGCCAUCACAGCGAGACUCGUAGACAACCGUGGCGCUCAUGCCGGCAAGCUACGGAGACGUCUACUCCGCAACCAACACAAACUCGGCCACAACUUCAAAGAAGUCGUCGCCUAUCUCGACGAGGAGAAGCUUGCUGAGCGCACGAGAAAGAAGGCCGCCAGUGUCCAGCCCCCCUCCACCGCCGCCGUCUCCAAGACCCAGAAGCCGCAGCUCAGCGAGCCCAUCGUCACCAUCGGGGACGACGACUCUGACUCGGACGACAUCUUUGACGACACGCCUCCGCCCGAGGAAGGCUCGCGGGAGGAUCUCCGGCGCAAGGGCCUCCUUGAGGAGGAUCCCAUCGACGACGACGACGAACACGAAGAGGAACGACCAGCUCACGAAUCAGAUGAUGAAGUUCUCGGGGAUUAA